AUGCUGGCUAACAACAUGGGGUAUCGUUUCAUGGUACAUGGAGCUAUGAUUCCAAGUGGCAACAGAAUGUUGUCAGGCUACAAGCCUAAAAGAAACGUCAAGGAGUCAUACAAAAUUCUUGAGCUUGAGGAAGAUUGUUCCAUUGAUGAUGUCAGAAACUCAUAUCGAAGUCUUGCCAAAAAAUACCAUCCAGACAGCGGUUCGGCCACAGCUGAUUCCGAAGCAUUUAUGAAAGUAGAGGAAGCAUACAGAGUGGUGCUCAGUGACGUGGCAAACAAAAAGAAAUCAAACGAGAAUAAUGAAGAGGAGGAAGACCAGUUCAAACCAAAAGCACCGCAGCAUAGACACUACUUGAGUUUUGAAGGCGUUGGGUUUGGAACACCAAGCCAAAGAGAAAAGCAAUACAUGCAGUUUCGAGUAGACCGUGCUACUGAACAAGUGCUGGAGUACCGGAAGCAGAGGCAUGAAAGCCAGUGUGCAGUGACUGACCCGAUGAAAGCCAUAGAUGUGAGGGAGAGCAAAAAGGUGAAAAUAACUCAGGCAGUUGAACGGUUGGUUGAGGACCUCAUCCAGGAAUCGAUGGCAAAAGGAGACUUCGACAACCUCAGUGGGAAAGGAAAACCUUUGCAGAAGUUUUCAGACUGUCCACAUAUCGACCCUAUGACUCACAACUUGAACAGGAUUCUGAUAGACAAUGGGUACCAGCCAGAGUGGAUCCUGAUGCAGAAAGAAAUACGGGAAACUAUUGAGCGGUUACGGAAGAAUAUAGUGGCAUCUAGAAGUAAUCUUGGAGGGCCAAUGACACCAUAUAGGCAAAAGCAAUGGAAUCGUAUUUGUGAGCAAUUCACGGAAGAUAUCAGGAAAUUAAACAAAAGAAUUGACAACUUCAAUUUAGUUGUUCCUCUUCUGACCAGACAGAUGGUGCACUUCAGUGCAGAAAAAGAAAUUGAUCGAGCACAGAAGACUUAUGAAGCCUUGAUGGAGAACAGAGAGGCUUCUGAUUCAGAAACAAAGCAAAAUGAAGAGGAAAAUGUUGAAAGGUUUGGGUGGAAGUCUUCUCUAUUUAAGUGGUUAAACCUUACAUUGAAAUAA
This is a messenger RNA of Chaetura pelagica (chimney swift), 1092 nucleotides long. It is a transcript of the gene DNAJC28, whose product is annotated as DnaJ (Hsp40) homolog, subfamily C, member 28. The record is from RefSeq and is a predicted model, not a curated record. Lineage: Eukaryota; Metazoa; Chordata; Aves; Apodiformes; Apodidae.